AUGACCAAAGACGCAAGAAAGGAAAUAAAAUCUGUUGCCAUAAUCGGCGCUGGAGUCGCGGGUCUGACCUCGCUAUUUGAACUCCUCAAUACUCGCAAGGAUGGAACUACCAAUUUAGCUUACAGCUCUGACGGGAAAUUUGACGAAGCCAACACGAAUGAAAACAAAAAUCCUGCAUUCCAAAAAAUCGUAGGUUUCGAAUUAAAAAGCUCAAUUGGCGGAAUUUGGUCCCCCAAUUUCGAUACCCCUGAUUUCAUCGAGCAAAAAGACUUGGAUUCUGAACGUUACGAUGACCCUCUGUUUUUGAGACCUCCGACUGAAGCCCCCUCUGAGCUCUACAACAGAGGGUACACUUUUUCUGAGCCAUUGAUUACUGAGAGACCUGAUACCCCAAGUCCGAAAACCUGGGCAGCGAGUGGCAUCUAUCAGCACCUUUAUUCUAACGUUCCGCAAAGAUACCUCCGCAAUUCCUUUAUUCCAUAUAGUGAGAAUCAGGAAAAACAAAAUUCAAACAUUGCACCAUUAAUUACCAAUUACUCUAUCACUGAGAGCCUCUUAGACUUCGCCAAAACACAUCGGCUUGAAAAACAUAUAAGAGUCAACUCCGAAGUAGUGAAAAUAAAAAAGGUCAGCAAUGGAUCGUGGAGACUAACAGUGAAAGAGAAUCCGAAAAACAGUAGCUUAACCCGUUGGUAUGAAGAAGACUUCGAUGCAGUCUUGGUGAGCAAUGGCCACUAUUCAAUUCCUUAUAUUCCAAGAAUUGAGGGGUUGUCAAAGUGGGUGGCUCGAUACAGGGAUUCGGUGUUGCAUUCAAAGAGCUUUAGAGAGUUUGAUAAAUUUAAAAACAAGAGGUGUCUUUUUGUUGGGACAGGCUUAAGCGGAAUUGACAUACUACAAUAUGUUUUCCCAGUCGCCAAAGAGGUCAUAGUGUCCAGAACUCCUGAUAAGGAGGAAAUAUAUCCUUGGUUGACAAAAGCUGCAACUUCAGAAGGCCUUAUAAAGAAGCCCAGGAUUAAAGAGCUCCGGCCAUCAGAAAACCGCAAGGUAAUUUUUCAAGAUGGCUCUAUUGUAGAAGGUGUUGACCAUAUCAUAUUCUCGACUGGAUAUCACUGGCAUUAUCCAUUUUUGAAUGAGGGAGUAUCGGGCUUAAGUGUUAUAAAAUCGGGCCAGAAAGUUCUAAAGGACUCUGCCUCCAUGGUAGACGGCUUAUUCCUUGAUACUUUUAGUAUUGAUGACCCAAGUCUCGCAUUUGUGGGUGUCACAGUUACGCCUUUGAAAUGGCCUAGUUUUGAACUUACUGCCUCAGCCAUAGCAGGUGUUUGGGCCAAUGCUUCUUCUCUUCCCUCAAAAGACAGCCAGCUGAGUGCCAUCAGCCAAAGGAAAAAGGAAAUGGGAGAGAACCUUCUUUUCCAUUACUUCCCUCCCAUGCACAUUAAAGAGCUCAUGGCCAGGCUCGAACAUUUCUUACCCAAAGGAAGAAAAGCUGCGGAUAUAAUAGAUUUGAAGCAUCUAUCAGAUUUCGAGAAGGCGGCUGAAGUUGCUGAGCGACUCUUUUAUCUGCUCAAAAAUGAAGAAAUCGAGCUGAGCGAAACAUUAUGA
This is a messenger RNA of Lachancea thermotolerans CBS 6340, 1599 nucleotides long. RefSeq names its product KLTH0B00462p. The record is from RefSeq and is a predicted model, not a curated record. NCBI's taxonomy places the organism in Eukaryota, Fungi, Ascomycota, Saccharomycetes, Saccharomycetales, Saccharomycetaceae. The transcript has a single exon. The coding region runs from base 1 to 1599 and encodes 532 amino acids. Gene Ontology annotation, molecular function: flavin adenine dinucleotide binding; N,N-dimethylaniline monooxygenase activity; NADP binding.